CGACACCACUGUGCUACUUUUCGGCUCUGUGUGACGUGGACGUCACCACAGCAAUGGCGGACGCUGUAGAGGAAGUGCUCCAAAGCAGCUGGGAUGAGGACCUAGCUGAGGCUCGUGACUCUGUAGGUGGAGAUCUAGAUGCUGAGAAGGAUGGCGUCAUUCAAGUCCAAAACCUGCCACCUGCUCAGAGAGCAAAGCUUUGGAUGAUUGCUCUAAAUGUGGCGGGUAAAGGAGACAGUUUGUCCUCAUGGGACGGGGCUUUGGAUUUACCAGAACAGACACUCAUACACAACCGAAGCCAGCGGCUCAUUGAUCAGCUGGGGCUUCCUGCAGAGGACGGCCGGGACCUGGUGGGGGAUGUGGAGGCGGUGAUCACUUUCUAUUGUAAGUCACGAAAUGUGACGUUCACAGCUGACCUCUGCUGGCCCAACCUGCUCAAACCCCUGCUGGGCCUCCAGUUAGCCCGCAGCGACCUGUACAACUGCUUCUACGCCAUCAUGAAUAAGUACAUUCCCAGGGAAUGUGUGCCGAAGGGACGACCAUUCCACCUGUACAGACUACUGCUGCAGUACCACGAGCCUGAACUCUGCUCAUUCCUCGAUACCAAAAAGAUCACACCGGACUCGUACGCUAUAAACUGGCUGGGCAGUCUGUUCUCUAGCCACUGUAGUCCUGAGGUCACUCAGGCCUUGUGGCACAUCUACUUCCAGCAGGCUGACCCCUUCCUCGUCUUCUUUUUUAUGCUUGUCAUUCUUGUCAAUGCCAAAGACAUGAUUGUUUCCCAAGAAGGAGACAGUAAAGAGGAGCUAAUAAAAAUGUUGGAACAGUCACCUGCCCUAUUGGAGGCCGAGGACAUCGAGGAUUUGUUUUCACUGGCACAGUAUUACCAAAGCAAGACACCCGUCUCUCUCCGAAAGGAGAACCAGAACCUGUUUGGGAGCAGUCUGGUGGCUCUGAAGGAGGAGGACAUGGACCUCAGUCAGGCGCUAUGUCUCCCUGUCUCUGUACCUGAGAUCCUACAGGCCAAUCAGCUCCAGUCUGAGGGAGUGCGCUUUUUUGUAGUGGACUGUCGACCAGCAGAGCAGUACAACGCUGGACACUUGUCCACCGCCUUUCACUUGGAUUCUGAUCUGAUGUUGCACAAUCCAUCAGAAUUCGCUCUGUCAGUGAAGUCUCUGCUGGAGACACAAAAGCAGUCUCUGGAGACGGGUUCAGUGGCCAGCGGUGAGCAUCUGUGCUUUAUGGGCAGCGGCCGAGAAGAAGAAGACAUGUACAUGAACAUGGUGCUCGCUCACUUCCUGCAGAAAAACCAGGAGUAUGUCAGCAUCGCUAAAGGUGGAUUCAUGGCACUGCAGCAGCACCUGGCAGACAUUAAUGUGGAAGGGCCAGACAACGUGUAUGUCCACUGGAUAGUCAGCACUUCAGGAUCCCACAGCAGCCUCAGCUCAGCAGAUGGGGAGCUGAACAGCACAGGCGUCAAAUCUCUCGUCAACAAAAUGACCUUUGCACUCAAAUCUAAAUCAGUUAAUGUGAAAGAGAAGGUGAUCAGCUUCAUUGAAAACACCUCAACUCCAGUGGACAGAUUGUCUUUCACUCUGCCCUGGCCCGAGAAGGGGAUACCCGAUCGGCAUGUGAGCAGUAGUGACAGAGUGGGUAAACCCUACAGGGGCGUGAAACCCGUCUUCAGCAUCGGCGAUGAGGAGGAAUACGACACAGAUGAGAUUGACAGCUCUUCAAUAUCGGAUGAUGACCGCAAAGAGAUAGUGAACGUACAGACAUGGAUUAACAAGCCAGAUGUGAAGCAUCACAUCCCAUGUAAUGAGGUGAAAGAGACUGGACACAUGUUCCCCAGCCACCUGCUGAUCACAGCGACACACAUGUACUGCCUGAGGGAGAUCGCCUCGCGGAAAGGAUUCGCCUACAUCCAGUCCAGACAGGCUUUAAGCUCUGUGGUGAAGAUCACCUCGAAAAAGAAACAUCCGGAGCUGAUCACCUUCAAGUUUGGCAACAACAACUCUGCAGGAGUGGAAAUUAUGGCUGUUGAACGGUAUUUGAUCCCGAAUGCUGGUGAUGCCACUAAAGCCAUCAAGCAGCAGAUCAUGAAGGUUCUGGAUGCUUUGGAGAGCUCAUAGAUUCUCUGUUGCUCUGAGGCUUCCCUCCGGCUGUAUGCAGCGAGACUGCCAUGACUAACACAAGUCAGCACAACCGUGCAGAAGGAGAAAAAUAGUCUAUCUUUCUUACAUCCCAUCUCUCUCUCUCUCUCUCUCUCUCUCUCUCUCUCUCUCUCUCUCUCUCUCUCUAAAUGGUCUCCUGGGACAGUACUGACAUUCAGUAUUGCCAAUUACAUCGAUGGGAGACACUCAAGACUUCAACAUAAGCCGUCGUUCUGUUUAGCCUUUGGCAUUUUUUUUCUUGUUCCUGUCAAGAAAAUCUAACCCUUUAGGUGUAAAUUUGGACUUGUCGCCUCAGUCUGGAUGUCUGUCAAGCCUUAAUCCUGUCGCUAAUCCGCUGUUUUUUUUAAUGCAAGGAACUCGAAGGCAGAGCCUGUGGUGAGAUAAAGGACUCAACCUUGAAACGCUCAGUUUUUCAUUUGUCUUGUUUAAUUUAUUUUCCUAAUUCAUUCGCUCUGCAGUAAACUUUCAACAACUUCUAUCCAUAUUUAUCAGAGCAGUAUUUAUGCCUGUGAGUUAAGAGCGCUGAAUCGAUGCCGCAUUUAUAUUUUGAAACUGUUGUGGAACAUAGCGGAGCACAAAAGUGAUGCACAGGUGAUGGAUACCAUCAUGCAACCUGUAACACAUGCAACCUUCAGUGCCCAAGUAUUGCUUAAAUUACAGAUCUCAUAAAUAUAAUUAACUCAUAUGUGAGUCGUUCCUUAUGGUCUGUGCUCGCAGCCUUAAAGCAGAAGUAAAAGAUAAGAGAAGCAGUCUGUGGGAAAGUGAUAUUUGUAUAUAAUGUAAAACUGUACCUAAUGGCCGGCUUUCGAAAAAUGUAUUUCUGAACAGACGCUGAUGCCACUAAUAAGAGCAGCCUUGCUGAGGAUCAUGUUUUGUAAUGAAAGUAUUUAACGUUAAAGUCAUGGUUUGAGGCAACUGGGAUGAUGAACGAUACAUCACAACUCCUAACCAGAGUUUUGAGUAUAAACACGCAGUUCUGUUUAUGAACUAAAUUUCUAGAACAGAUGAGGAGAGUUCACAUUGCUGUUAUAUUCAUUAACCAUUUGCUUUACAAACAAAUCUCAGCACUUCACCCUGUACACAUGUUCUGUUGAAACUUCAUUAUUGUUCUUUGUAAAAUCUUUUGUUUUAAUAAAUUUACGAGUAGCCUACA
Tachysurus vachellii is the source of this 3327-nucleotide messenger RNA. RefSeq names its product TBC1 domain family, member 23 (gene tbc1d23). Lineage: Eukaryota; Metazoa; Chordata; Actinopteri; Siluriformes; Bagridae. The transcript has 19 exons. Gene Ontology annotation, cellular component: trans-Golgi network. Gene Ontology annotation, biological process: embryonic brain development; retrograde transport, endosome to Golgi. Bases 54 to 2132 code for a protein of 692 amino acids. The record is from RefSeq and is a predicted model, not a curated record.